Molecule: messenger RNA, 2102 nt
Organism: Cannabis sativa
Lineage: Eukaryota; Viridiplantae; Streptophyta; Magnoliopsida; Rosales; Cannabaceae
Exons: 10
Coding region: 274-1671 (465 amino acids)
Biological process (GO): mRNA splicing, via spliceosome
Cellular component (GO): U2-type spliceosomal complex; RES complex
Molecular function (GO): RNA binding
Source: RefSeq, a predicted model, not a curated record
AAGUCAUGGCUCUCUCUCCGUUACUCUUUCGACUUUCUUGGGUUCUGUCAUUAGGUAACCUUGAAAUACCUUCUUCAACCUCCUUCACUACUGAUCGGAGAUCGGAGAUCGGAGGUUACGAAUUCCGUUUCACUCACUGGCUGCCGGAUAAACAACUGUUUCACUCACAACAGGGAUAUGAGUUUGUAGCUGUUAAAUAAAGCAUGUUCCAUCUUGGUUCAAAACUUCUACAGGUUAUUAAUUGGUAACUAGUCGAUGAAGGAUUGAGUGGAAAUGGCGGGUUCAGGGUCGAAGUCUCUUAAGGAGUAUCUAAAAAAAUAUGAGAGCAAUAACGAAGAUGAAAAUAAAAAGAAGAAGAAGAAAAAGAAACAGCAGAAAGCUAAGCCAGAUGCCUUAGGUGUUUUAGUUGUUGAUGAAGAUCCGGUUUGGCAAAAACCAGUCCAUGUUGAAGAAGAUGAUGAAAAUGAUUCUGCUGGAGAAGAAAAGCCCCAAAUUGAAGAAGAUAUUGAGGUUAAAAGAAUGAGAAGGCUUGAGCAUUUAAGAGCCCUUCGUGCUAGUAAUCCGAUAUCAGAGGAUGGAAGUGGUUGGGUUACUCUCUCUCCAAAAAAUGAAAAUUUGAGUUCUGAUUUGUCUCCACCUCGUAAACAUUCGGCUAGAAAUGACACGCCUUCACCUGAACUCAAGCCUUCUGAAGUAGAUAAUGACUUUUCACCACCACGGCACCGGCGAACACGCCACCAUAGUCCAUCACCAGAACCUGAUAACCAGGACUUGUCUCCACCUCGUAAUCGUAGAGUAAGAAAUGACACACCUUCCCCUGAACGUGAUAGAAAACCUAUUAAGGAAAGUGUGGAUUUGUCACCCCCUCGGCAGCGGAGGAAGCGCCAUCACACUGAGUCACCUGAACCUGACAAGGGUCAUGUGCCUUCAGACCUUUCACCCCCAAGGAGAAGUAGGAAUGAUGAUCUUUCUCCACCUAGAAAAAAUACAAGGCAAGUGUCUGCUCAAGAUAUGAAAGAGGAGCGGAAAACUGGUUUAAUUACUGGUCGAGACAUGAGAGAUGAAAUUGCUAGAACUAAGAAGCAGGAUCUUAUGCGGUUUCAAGACAUGGACCCUUCAAUAAGUGGCCGAGGUGCAGAGCCUGUAUAUCGUGAUAGGAUAAAAGGGGUACGUAUAACAAAAGAGGAAUUCUUGAAAUCGAAACAAAAAGUAGAAGACAAACCGAAGGAGAUAAAGUUGGAAUGGGGCAAGGGGUUGGCUCAAAAGCGGGAGGCUGAGGCUAAUCUUCAAGAAUUAGAACUUGAGAAGAAUAAACCAUUUGCACGGACUAGGGAUGAUCCAGAUAUUGACAAAAUGAUGAAAGAAACAUUGAGAUGGGGCGAUCCGAUGUUACAUUUGGUAAAGAAAAAGCAAUCCCAACCUGCUCUCUCUAACUUCGGGGAUAAUGAAAAGAUGAAAGAAUCAGGAUUUAUUAUUCCUCAGGAGAUCCCUAAUCAUAGCUGGUUGAAAAGAGGAUUAGAUGCUGCGCCAAAUCGAUAUGGUAUAAGACCAGGAAGACAUUGGGAUGGUGUUGAUCGUAGUACCGGAUAUGAGAAAGAACUAUUCAAAAGGAAGAAUGAGAAACAAGCUACCGAAAGAGAAGCUUAUCUUUGGUCUGUAGCUGAUAUGUGAUUGAAUCAGGCAUCAUCCAUUGGCAAUUUGUAUUCUUUGGGGGAUUGUGGAUGCCUUUCGUUAGUGAACAGCCGAAGCUUGCCUCGAACAAUGACGAUCCAGACUAGAAUUAUCAGCAACCAAAUUGGACUCAUGGUCACAAGUGUUGUUUCUUCUAGUUAUUUGCUAUUGGUUGGAACUUAAUUGAGAGGCAAAAAUUACAGAGUAUUUCUUUAUCUUACCUUUUAGGUGCAGUUUGUGCUAUCAUAUCAAAGUAAUAUGUAUACUAUUUGGUAUUAGUUUCAAAACAGAAUUAGAGAAAAAUGUCCCUUUCAAAAUUAGAGAAAAAUAGCCAUUUUUCAUUCUUCCUAGUUCAUUAUAUUCUUUUGGCUAUUUUUUCCUCCUAAUUUACUCUUCGUUAUUAUAUACAAAUGUAAUUAUCUUUCACCUUA